Molecule: messenger RNA, 1452 nt
Organism: Baudoinia panamericana UAMH 10762
Lineage: Eukaryota; Fungi; Ascomycota; Dothideomycetes; Mycosphaerellales; Teratosphaeriaceae
Exons: 1
Coding region: 1-1452 (483 amino acids)
Source: RefSeq, a predicted model, not a curated record
AUGCAUAUCAACGACCUUCCGCAAGAGCUCCUGUCCGACAUCCUCCUCAAGGCUACCAAGGCCAACAAGGCUGAAGGCGUAGGUUAUACCUAUGGCCUGACGCAGAAUCUACUCCCAUUACCUUCGGAAGCGCCAAAGUUCACGCGAUAUGUGCGUGGCCCGCUGAGCGCCGAGUGUUUACGCUGGGACGCCACCGACUCCAUCCGCCAGACCUGCAAGCAAUGGCACGAUUGGGCUCUGAGCUACAACUUUGAGCGUGUCUUUGAGCGUCGCUGGCGAGGCUCCGAACGUUGGGCGGAUCUCACUCUCCGGAGGCCGAAGUACAAUCUCUACGAGCUCAUUGACAAGCCAAAAGGCUUCCCCCUUUACCGUGAUCCGCACGGAUCACUGAAGCAAACGGACCGCUUGUUUGCCAGCCUGCCAACUACUGCUCAGCACGUGCAGCGGUUAUGGUUCAAUGGCUUCUAUGCUGCGGAGACCGACAAGCUCAUUCUGUCGGUUGUUGCUAGCUGCCGCGAACUGCAGUACUUGAGCGUGCCCUGGACCAUUCUACGGCGUGCUGGUGUGAAUGACUGGGUCAACCUCCUCAACGCGCAUACGGGUGUUGGUAAGCCACUGCAUUCUCUCGAGCUCACGGCAGUCUGCCUGCCUAAAGACCAGGCACAUGCGCUUGAGAACGACACUACCCCGAACCCUCUCGAAGAUGCUCGGGUCGACUUCCGCUCGCUCAAGCGUCUCAAGAUUUUCGGCAACACUCUGCACAAGCCUAUCAGUGAUGAAGACUUACAGCUCAUGGCCCGAACUGCCACGAACCUUGAGUGCCUGGAUAUUACCAACCUUUCAACCAUCUCUGUCGCCGGUAUGCUUGCACUGGUCAAAGCAUCUGCCAAAACAUUGCAGGUGCUUGAGCACUCGCCCCGCUCAGAUGAUGGCUUCUAUCACCCGUUUCCAGGACAUCUUGAGGAAGGGGAGCACGUCUGCGAGCUGCUUGCCAACCUACCGCAGAUGCGUGAUCUUUCAAUCAGCGUGCCAUACGUGUGCGCGGACCUUUUCCACAACCACGAUGUGAAGUGGGCAGGCGAGCUACAAGUGCGCGCAAUCGACAUUUGCGGCUGUGGGAGCGACACAAACUCUCAAGUACGUGCCGACAAAUUGCGUAGGGUCCUUGAAGCCGCUCGUGCCAUGAUGGCGCUCAAGCGCCGUAUGCAUCAAGAGCUCUCCGUAGAGCUGUUCUUCGCGGGCUGCAUCUUCCACCCAGAGAAGAAACUCGUGCACGGUGACUUUGCGCUGGCGGAAGUGGCGUCGCGCGGACGGUGGCCAUUUGACAAGCAGCCUAGCACGCUUGGUCCGUACGGGCAGUCGGGCAGGUACGGGAAGGACGAGGGCUUCUGGGACGCCGUCAGCGAGGAGGAUUACCUGCUUGCCGUCACCAAUCACUGGAUUGCUCUUUGA